CAAUUUGAUAUAUGAACAACUUCACAGGUAGCUUAAAUGAAAAGGAAAAAAACAAUUUGUUAUAGAAGUAAGCAAAGUUAUUUUUAAUUGUCUUUGAAUAUAAUAAACUGAAUUAGAAGAUUAAUAGCAUAGGGAAAUUGAAUAAAUUGAAUGUACAAUAUGGGAUUCUCUUAACUAUAAAUUUAAAAAGAUCACAAUCCUAAUUAAAUUUAAUGAAGAAAAAGAGGUAAGUUACAUAUAAAAUGGAUAGAUUAUAAGAAUGUAUAUUUUUAUUUAAUAUCAAGUGAAUAAGUAAAGGAUUAAUUGUAAAUGA
Messenger RNA from Paramecium sonneborni, 313 nucleotides. Lineage: Eukaryota; Ciliophora; Oligohymenophorea; Peniculida; Parameciidae. The record is from the annotation of a GenBank genome assembly.